Molecule: messenger RNA, 3333 nt
Organism: Rotaria sordida
Lineage: Eukaryota; Metazoa; Rotifera; Eurotatoria; Philodinida; Philodinidae
Source: the annotation of a GenBank genome assembly
AUGAAUCAAACAGACCCAUCUGCCGGUAUUACUUGUCUUAUCAAGCCUACAAUUGUUAUAGUAGAUGCGACAAUACAUUCAAACAAAUCUCGUCGACGACAUAUUGAAUAUUUACCUUAUCCUGAUUGGAAUUUUCUUGAAGAAUCUCUUGAAAUUUGUUCAAAUGAAAAAUAUCCAUUGGAACAAGUCUAUUUGAAAUGUAACAAAGCAUUUGUCGAUAGAUUACCAAUUGAAGUAAUUAAAAUAACUGCAACAAGAGAUUAUAAUCCUGUUACAGAAUUUCUUUAUCCUUAUCGAUAUUUAAUAACAGUUCGUCAUGGCACUGAAUUUGAAUGGACAAUUAAUAAACGCUAUAAACAUUUUCAUGAUCUUCAUAAAGCUCUUGUUCAUUAUGUUGAAAACUUAAUGGAACGAUCGAUUAGUAGUUUAAAUAGAAAUCAUUUAUCAAGAAAAAAAUCAAUUAAUGAUGAAGAUUAUUCAUUAAUUAGAAAACAAGAAGAAGAACCACCAUGUUUUCCAAUUCGUAAUGAUCGAAUAGAUUUUAUAGAUCGAUUCUCAAUAGAAGAUCGAUGUAAAACAUUUGAAAAUUAUUUAAAUAAAAUUUUAAAACAUCCAAAAUUUCGUGAACAUAUCGCUGUGAGAGAAUUCUUUGAAGUGAGUCCAUUAUCAUUUGUACAUGGUUUAAGUAUUAGUUUCAAAGAAGGUGCUAUGGCUAAACGUUUAAAUGAUGAUUUUCAUCGUCGUUCAAUAUUUCUUCGAGCUCCAUUUAUGUGUGAUUGUUUUAAAACUCAUCGUGGACGAGAAUGGUUUGUUCUUAAAGAUUCAUAUCUUGCUUAUAUGAAUCUAGAUCUGCCUUCAAUUGAAUUUCCAAUUCUUUUUGAUUCGGCAUUUGAUAUUCAUCAUGGUUUUGAACAUACUGCAACUAAUAAUGGAAUUAGAAUUCAAAAUUUACAACGUUCAUUGAUUCUUAAAUUUGAUAAAGAAGAUGAAAGAGAUGAUUGGUUUAAUUCUUUAAUGGAAGUUAAAAAUAAAUGUCUUCUUGUUAAUAAACAUCCUUUUGGUUCAUUUGUACCACAAAGACAUCGACAAUAUGCUCAAUGGUUUACAAAUGGUCAAUCCUAUAUGGAAGCAAUAGCUAAAGCUAUAUUAGCAGCACAAGAAGAAAUAUUUAUUGCUAGUUGGUGGCUUUCACCUGAAGUAACUCUUAUUCGUCCUUAUGAUGAUGAUUCAAUGCGACUUGAUAAUUUACUUGAUAAACGAGCUGAAGAAGGUAUUCGUGUUUAUGUAAUGAUAUUUAAAGAUUUUACUCCAUUAGUUGGUUUAAAUAGUGCGCAUACAAAAUUACAAUUAAUGAGUAAAAGUGUAACUAAAAAAAAUAUAAAAGUAAUUCGACAUCGUGGUCAUAGUGUUGGUUCUGGAAAUAUUUCUGCAAUAUAUUCUUCUCAUCAUGAAAAAACUAUUAUUAUUGAUCAACGAAUUGCUUUUAUUGGAGGAAUCGAUCUUGCUUGGGGAAGAUGGGAUACAGAUGAACAUAGAAUAAUAGAUUGGGGUGAUGAAAAUAUAACGGAAUUAAAGCUUCCAAGUGAAAUAAUUGAUCAAUCUAAAGAAGAAGCUGCAACUAAUACUAUAGAAAAAAUGGCAAAUAAUUCUAUCCUUGGAAAAAUUGUUACGUCAACAAUAAUUUCAAGACCAUUGAUGAAUGAAAUAAAUUCUGAUCAAGAAGAAGAAGAUCUAGUAUUAAAAACAAAUCAAAAUAAAAAUCUUAAUGAUGAUCAAACAAAAACAUUUGGAUCAAUGAAUUCCAUAAAUAAAUUAAAUCUUACCGAAAGAAAACUUUUAAAUGAAGAAGAUAAUAUUCAAAAACAAUCUUAUAAAUAUAAAAAGAACUGGAAAAAAAUACUGAAGAAACAUAAAAAAAAUAAAAGUGAAGAUUCAUCAUCAGAUGAUGAUGAAGAAAUUCCACAAGAAGAAUCAAUUAAAAAUAAAUUUAAAUCAAUUAUUAAUAUACCACCAGUUUUAAAUAAAAAACGUCGAUAUUUUUUAGGCAAAGAUUAUUCAAAUCCUUAUACAAAAGAUUUUGAAUUUCUACAUAAAUUCGAUGAAGAUUAUAUCGAUCGAAAAAAUCAUCCACGAGUGCCAUGGUAUGAUGAAGGUUUAGUUGUUAGUGGAGAAGCAGCAAGAGAUUGUGCAAGGCAUUUUAUUCAACGAUGGAAUAUUCAUAAGGCAAGUAAAUAUCCUAACAAUGAUUUAUAUCCAUAUAUUCUUCCAAAAACUUAUGAUGAUAAAGAAUUAAUUGAUUCAUCAAUGCUUUAUAAAAUUCUUGGAGAAGAACGAAAACCUAUUUGUGUUGAUGCUCAAUGUGUUCGUUCUGUUUCAUAUUGGUCAUGUGGAGUACGUGAUAUUGAAUGUUCAAUACAAAAUGCUUAUAUUGAUAUGAUUUAUAAUGCUCAACAUUUUAUUUAUAUUGAAAAUCAAUUUUUUGUCACAACUGUUCAAGAUCAAAAAAUAAAAAAUAGAAUUGGUGAUGCACUUUAUAAUCGUAUAAUACGUGCUCAUAUGAAUAAAGAAAAAUUUCGUGUUUAUGUUGUAUUACCAUUAUUACCUGGAUUUUCGAAUGUUAAUGUUGUUCAAGCUAUUCUUGAACUUAUUAUGAAAUCAAUUAAUAAAGGAGAAACAUCAAUUUAUCAAAGAUUAAAAAAUCAUGGUAUAUCUAAUCCUGAAGAAUAUAUAACAUUUUAUGGAAUGCGUAACUGGGAUAUAUUAAUGGGUACAUUAGUAACAGAAAUAGUUUAUGUUCAUUCAAAAUUAAUGAUUGUUGAUGAUCAAAUGUGUAUAUGUGGAUCAGCAAAUAUAAAUGAUCGUUCUCUUGUCGGUGAUCGAGAUUCUGAAUUUUGUUUAGUUGUUAAUGAUAUUGAAAUGAUUGAUUCACAACUAAAUGGUCAAACACAAAAAGUUGGAAUUUUUUGUUCAACAUGGCGAAAGAAAUUAUUUAGACAAAUGUUGGGUAUUCAAAAUGAACAGGACAUGAGUGUUGAAGAUCCAUGUUCUGAUGAAUUUUACGAAUAUUUUCGUCGAAUAGCAAAAAAUAAUGCACAAAUUUAUGAAGAAGUUUUUAAUACAUUACCUAACAAUCAUGUAAGAACUUGGGCUGAUGUUAACACAUACACACAACGAUCUAAAUUGAGAGAUACUGAUCCAUUAAUUUCACAUGAAAAAUGCAAAAAAAUUCAAGGAUUUAUUGUUGAAUUUCCAUUAGAAUUCGUAGCUGACGAUAUUCUUUUCCCCAAAUGGACUACAACAGAAGGUAUACUUCCUAUUUCUGUAUGGGUAUAA